GGGGGACAAGAUCGAGGUGUAUAUGGGGCAAUUGAAAGGUGUGGUCGCGAUAUGGAACUGACAGGAUUGAAAUCGUCAAAGUUGAAAUAGUUUGUCAUGCAUAAAAUGCAACGCAGAAAAUGUCUGUCUUGCAGAGUAGGCAAGGGAGGCAGAUUGUGAGCCUGUUUCGGGUUAGAAAUAGAGCUGCUCAAGUAGCAUCACAAAAGGCGUCCUCCUUACCCAAACAGCAUUACAAACUAGAUUUCGACUCUACUCAAAUUUGUCAUGCGCCGCUUACAAAUUGGACUUGCAACUGGUAUCGAUUUUAUGCAUUGCAAGUUACUUCAACUUUGUCGAUUUCAACUCUGACACAUCCAUAGGCGACCGUGAGAAAAAUGUUGGAAAACGGAACGAUGAUGGUGGAACCGAGGCUGGGGGAUCUGGGAAUCGGGAAAAUAGGUGUGAUAGUGAUUUGUUGUGAAUUUCCUAUUUGGAGGACAGUUAGUACGAACGUGUCAAGGAAAAUAACCCAAUAAAAACGAUUCGCAGUUUUGAAUUUCGCAUGACACCGACAAGAAAGUAUUUCAUCCUAUCAAAACAAAAACUAUCAGGUCACGUCGUAGUAGACCCCCGUGAGUGCUGCAAGUAUUUCGAGCCGGGGCAGCGCGUGAAGGUGAUUUCCCACCAUGCGAAGCAGCGGGGGAGGAUAGGAGACGUGAUCAAGGCGG
Molecule: messenger RNA, 707 nt
Organism: Amoebophrya sp. A120
Lineage: Eukaryota; Dinophyceae; Syndiniales; Amoebophryaceae
Source: the annotation of a GenBank genome assembly